AAAUUUGGGCGGUAACCUGCCGGUAGCCCGAGGGAGGAAGGAGGGGAGCAUGUCAAGGCAAGUUUUGCCUCUCUUCGAUAAUCUUCACCGGGGAGUCUUUCUCUGCUUAACUUCAGCAGCAUCGUCUUUAUCGCAUGUACGCCAAGCCCAUGCCCACAUCCUCAAAGCAGGAAUCAUAGACCACACUGCAUUGUCCUCAAAAUUGAUCUCUCUCUAUGUCAAUCACCAAUGCUUCCCGGAAGCGCAGCUCAUCCUUCACUCAAUCCCGGAGCCUUCACUCUUCUCCUUCUCCACCCUCAUAUAUGCACUCACGAGGUCUAAUCUUUUGGCUUUAUCACUUAGUGUAUUCUCUCAGAUGCUCUCUUAUGGUGUCUUGCCCGAUAGUCGUAUUAUUCCCAGUGUCAUCAAGGCUUGUGGCGGGUUAUCGGCGUUGGAAGCAGGAAAACAGGUUCACGGCAUUGUUUUUACAUCUGGGUUGGAUUCAGAUGAUUGCGUUGGAGCAUCUUUAGUGAACAUGUAUGUAAAAUGUGAUGAAAUAAGGGAUGCCCACAAAGUGUUUGAUAGAUUGCCUCAACGUGAUGUGGUUUCUUGUAGCGCUUUGCUUUCUGCUUAUGCUCGGAAAGGGCGUGUUGAUGUGACGAUGAAGCUUUUUAAUGAAAUGAAAGAUUUCGGUGUGGAACCCAAUAUUAUAACUUGGAAUGGUGUUAUUUCGGGGUUCAAUCACAGCAGAGAUUAUAUUGAGGCGGUUGUUAUGUUCCAGCGAAUGCAUUCGGAAGGGUAUUAUCCUGAUGAUACUACAUUUUCCAGUGUACUUUCAGCAGUGGGUGACUUGAAAGAGUUAAAAAUAGGGAUUCAAGUGCAUUGUUGUUUGAUCAAACAAGGUCUUGGGCAGGAGAGGUAUGUUCGUUCUGCACUAGUGGAUAUGUAUGGAAAAUGUGCUUGUACAUUGGAGUUGACAAGGGCUUUUGAUGAAAUUGACGAGAAGGAUAUAGGUGCUUGCAAUGCUGUAAUAACUGGUCUGUGUCGAAAUGGACUUAUUUACAAUGCAUUGAAGGCAUUUGAGCAGUUUAGGGACAAAGGAAUGGAAUUGAAUGUUGUGACCUGGACAUCAAUUGUUGCUGGUUGCACACAGAAUGGAAGAGAUAUUCAGGCACUCCAGCUUUUCAGAGAGAUGCAGAGUGCAGGGCUGAAGCCAAAUUCUGUAACAAUACCUUGCUUGUUACCAGCAUGUGGAAAUAUUGCAGCAUUAAUGCAUGGGAAGGCAGCCCAUUGCUUUGCCCUUAGAACAGGAAUUGCUGAUGAUUUUUUUGUUGGUAGUGCAUUAAUUGACAUGUAUGCCAAAUGUGGAAGAAUCCACAUGUCUCGGCUUUGUUUUGAUAAGAUGCCAACUAAAAACUUGGUCUGUUGGAAUGCAAUAAUGGGAGGAUAUGCAAUGCAUGGCAAGACUAAGGAAGCUAAGGAGAUUUUUGAUUUGAUGCAAAGGGCAGGGCAUGAGCCUGAUCUUAUCAGCUUCUGUUGUAUGUUAUCUGCAUGCAGCCAGGGUGGCCUAGUGGAAGAAGGUUGGUCUUUUUUUAAUAGUAUGACCAAAGAGCAUAGAAUUGAAGCAAAAAUGGAGCAUUAUGCCUCUAUGGUAAACCUUCUUGGUCGUGCUGGAAAGCUGGAAGAGGCAUAUGCUUUGAUCAAUCAAAUGCCAUUUGAACCUGAUGCUUGUGUUUGGGGAGCUUUGCUUGGUUCUUGUAGACUUCACAAUAAUGUCAGUUUAGGUGAGAUUGCUGCAGAGAAACUCUUCAAGUUAGAACCAGAAAAUCCUGGAAAUUACGUUCUUCUUUCCAAUAUAUAUGCAUCUAAGGCAAGGUGGUCAGAAGUAAAUGCAGUGCGGGAUAUCAUGAUUAGUAGAGGCUUGAAGAAGAACCCUGGCUGUAGUUGGAUUGAGGUCAAGAACAAAGUGCACAUGCUUCUUGCAGGAGACAAAUCACAUGCAGAAAUGCCGCAAAUACUUGAGAAGUUAAAUGAAUUGAGCAUGGAGAUGAAGAAAGCAGGUUACUGUCCUGAGACUGAUUUUGUGUUGCAAGAUGUGGAGGAGCAGGACAAGGAGCAGAUGUUGGGGGAACACAGUGAGAAGCUGGCAGUAGCAUUAGGGCUUCUCAACACACCCGCUGGCACACCACUUCAAGUUAUUAAGAACCUCAGAAUCUGUCGUGAUUGCCAUGCUUUCAUGAAAUUUAUAUCUAGGAUUGAAGGAAGAGAAAUAUUUGUCAGAGAUACAAAUCGAUUCCAUCAUUUCAAAGAUGGAGCCUGUUCUUGUGGGGAUUUUUGGUGAAUGGUUUCUAUGACAUUAUUUACAGAUAUUGAUUUAUUUCAUUGUACUAUUUUCUUGAUGUAACCCAAUAGAUUUAUGUUGUUUUA
Rubroshorea leprosula is the source of this 2406-nucleotide messenger RNA. The record is from the annotation of a GenBank genome assembly. Lineage: Eukaryota; Viridiplantae; Streptophyta; Magnoliopsida; Malvales; Dipterocarpaceae.